Molecule: messenger RNA, 1494 nt
Organism: Fraxinus pennsylvanica
Lineage: Eukaryota; Viridiplantae; Streptophyta; Magnoliopsida; Lamiales; Oleaceae
Source: the annotation of a GenBank genome assembly
AUGAGCAGUCUUUAUACAUACAUUCCUCUCCUAUUUGCUUUGUACAUGUUCACCAAGCACUUGUUUAACAAACUAAGAAAUCUUCCACCAAGUCCCAUUCUCAAUCUACCCAUUCUUGGACACCUCUACCUCCUGAGAAAACCAAUUCACAGAUGUUUAGCCAAGAUUUCUGACAGUUAUGGCCCAAUACUUCUGCUACAAUUCGGCUCCCGCCGUGUCCUGGUGGUGUCGUCUCCGUCAGCCGCUGAGGAGUGCCUCAACAAAAACGAUAUUAUUUUUGCCAACCGCCCAAGCAUUACGGCCAGUAGUGACAACACAUCCUUGGCGAGCGUUACUUACGGAGGUCACUGGCGAAUCCUUCGUAAAUUAUCUUCCAUGGAAAUGCUAUCCACUCAUAGACUCCAAAUGCUUCAAGAUAUUCGUUUUGAUGAGGUAAAGGCCAUGAUAAAAAGGCUGUAUCGCAUUUCAGAAACGAAGCAAGCGGUUGAUAUGAAAAUCAUGUUCUUUGAACUGAUAGCGAUUGUGAUGAUGAGAAUGAUAGCUGGAAAAAGGUAUUAUUGUGAGAAUGUGGUGGAAGUCGAGGAGGCAAAGAAGAUUAGAGAGAUUACGAUUGAGGUUUCUCGGAUUAUUGGUGCAUCAAAUAUGGAAUAUUAUUUGCCCGUGUUAAAAUUGCUGGGAGUCGGAGGGGCGAAGAAGAAACCAAUGAUAUUACAAUUCUUGCAGGAACUGGUGGAAGAAUGUAAAGGAAGUGCCAAUGGCGGCAGCAACAAUUUGGAUAAUUCAGGGACAAAUAAAACGAUGAUUGAAGUGCUGUUGACACUGCAGGAGAAAGAACCUGAGUAUUACACAGAUGGAAUUAUCAGAAGCCUCAUGCUGGUUUUGCUGACAGCUGGGACAGAAACAUCAGCUGCAACAAUGGAAUGGGCACUAUCUCUUUUAUUGAACAAUCCAGAAGUCUUAAAGAAGGCCCAAACUGAAAUUGAUAAUCUCGUAGGAGAUGAACGUUUGUUGGAGGAAUCCGACAUAAUUAAUCUACCUUACCUACGUUGUAUUAUAAAUGAAACAAUGAGAAUGUAUCCUCCGGCUCCUCUCCUAGUACCUCAUCAGUCCUCGGAGGAAUGUUUUGUAGGAGGAUAUCGCAUACCAAGAGGCACAAUGUUGUUAGUGAACUUGUGGGCUAUACAGAAUGAUCCUAAGAUUUGGAUGGAUCCCAGAAAAUUUAAACCUGAAAGAUUUGAAGGCCUUGGAGGAACCAGAGAUGGAUUCAAGUUAAUGCCUUAUGGUUUCGGGAGGAGAGGAUGUCCCGGAGAGACCCUAGCUUCACGUAUAGUCGGACUGGCAUUAGGAUCAGUUAUCCAAUGCUUUGAUUGGGAAAAAGUUGGCAAGGAAAUGGUAGACAUGACUGAAGGAACUGGAAUAUCUCUGUCCAAAGGUCGGCCUGUAAUGGCUAAGUGCUGCCCCCGUCCCAUAGCAACUAAGCUUUUUUCUCCUUAA